Columba livia (rock pigeon) is the source of this 8523-nucleotide messenger RNA. RefSeq names its product sortilin related receptor 1 (gene SORL1). Gene Ontology annotation, molecular function: protein binding. The transcript has 48 exons. Lineage: Eukaryota; Metazoa; Chordata; Aves; Columbiformes; Columbidae. Gene Ontology annotation, biological process: protein targeting to lysosome; post-Golgi vesicle-mediated transport; protein retention in Golgi apparatus. The record is from RefSeq and is a predicted model, not a curated record. Gene Ontology annotation, cellular component: membrane; Golgi apparatus. The coding region runs from base 44 to 6619 and encodes 2191 amino acids.
CCGCUCGGCUCCGCUCGGCUCCGCUCGGCCCGGCCGCACCGACAUGGCGACGCGGAGCAGCGGCGGGGCUCGCCGGGCCACCCCGCUUCCCCGCCGCCUCUUCCCGCUCCUGCUGCUGCUGGCGGCGGCGCCCGGACCCGCUUCCACCGCCGCCCGUUCCGCGCUGCUGCUGCGCGCCCCGCCGCCCGCUCCCCGCUCCGAGCCCCCGCGCAGCCGCCGCGCCGCAACGCGCCCGCCCGAGCCCAUCCAGGUGUACGGACAGGUCAGCCUCAACGACUCCCACAACCAGAUGGUCGUUCACUGGGCGGGAGAGAAGAGCAACGUGAUUGUGGCUUUGGCCAGAGACAGCCUGUCUCUGCUGGGUCCCAAAAACAGCGACGUUUACGUGUCGUAUGACUACGGGAAGAGCUUUAAGAAGAUUUCGGACAGGUUCACCUUCGGCGGGGGGAACAGCAGUGAGGUGGCCAUCGCCCAGUUCUACCACAGCCCGGCCGACAACAAGAGGUAUAUCUUUGUGGAUGCCUUUGUCCCUUACCUCUGGAUCACCACUGACUUCUGCAACAAGAUUCAGGGCUUCUCGAUUCCCUUCCGAGCCGCAGACCUCCUCCUGCAUGGCAGGGACCCCAACCUGCUCUUGGGCUUCGACAGGUCGCAUCCUAAAAAACAGCUCUGGAAAUCGGAUGAUUUUGGCCAGACCUGGAUCAUGAUACAAGAACACGUCAAGUCUUUUUCUUGGGGAGUAGAGCCCUACGAUAAGCCGAACACGGUGUACAUCGAGCGCCACGAGCCUUCGGGGGCUUCGACCGUCAUUCGCAGCACCGAUUUCUUUCAAAGCCGAGAAAAUAAAGAAGUAAUCCUGGAAGAUGUCGAAGACUUCCAGCUCAGGGACAAAUACAUGUUCGCCACAAAGUCUGCGCGUUUGCAAGGCACCUCACAGCCGCCUUCGCUCCAGCUCUGGGUUUCCUUCAACCGCAAGCCGAUGCGCGUGGCGCAGUUCGUUACCAAGCAUCCAAUUAAGGAAUAUUACGUUGCCGAUGCCUUGGAGGACCAGGUGUUCGUGUGCGUCAGCCAUGAUGACAACCGUACCAACCUCUACAUCUCGGAGGCAGAAAGCUUGAAGUUCUCCCUGUCUUUGGAAAAUAUCCUCUACUACAGCCCGGGAGGAGCUGGGAGUGACACCUUGGUCAGGUAUUUUGCCAACGAGCCCUUCGCUGACUUCCAUCGUGUUGAAGGCGUACGGGGCGUCUACAUCGCCACCCUGAUCAACGGCUCCUUCAGCGAGGAGAACAUGCGCUCCGUCAUCACCUUCGACAAGGGGGGCACAUGGGAGCUGCUGCAGCCCCCGGCACAGACACGCUAUGGGGAGCAAAUAGAUUGUGAGUUGUCGCAGGGCUGCUCUCUCCACCUGGCCCAGCGCCUCAGCCAGCUGCUGAAUUUCCAGCUGCGGAGGAUGCCCAUUCUCUCCAAGGAGUCGGCGCCGGGACUGAUCAUCGCCACCGGGUCCGUUGGCAAGAACAUGGCGAGGAAAACCAAUGUCUAUGUCUCGAGCAGUGCCGGAGCGAGGUGGAGAGAGGCGCUGUCGGGACCCCACUAUUACACCUGGGGGGACCACGGUGGCAUUCUCGUGGCCAUCGCGCAAGGCACCGAGACCGACCAGCUCAAAUACAGCACCAACGAAGGGGAAACCUGGAAAACCUUCACUUUCUCCGAGAAGCCGGUGUUUGUGUACGGCCUGCUGACCGAGCCCGGCGAGAAAAGCACCAUAUUCACCAUCUUUGGCUCCUACAAAGAGAGCGGCCACAGCUGGCUGAUACUGCAGAUCAACACCACGGAUGUGCUGGGGGUCCCCUGCACUGAGAACGACUACAAGCUGUGGUCACCCUCCGACGAGCGAGGCAACGAAUGCUUGCUGGGGCAUAAAACCGUUUUCAAAAGGAGGACUCCUCACGCGACCUGUUUCAACGGGGAAGAUUUUGACAGGCCUGUCAUGGUGUCCAACUGCUCUUGUACAAGGGAGGACUUUGAAUGUGAUUUUGGCUUUAAACUGAGUGAUGACUUAUCAUUAGAAGUUUGUGUCCCUGACCCUGAAUUUGCUGGAAAACCGUACGACCCACCAGUCCCAUGUCCUGUUGGUUCAACUUACAGGAAGACUCGAGGAUACCGAAAGAUCUCUGGGGACACCUGUACAGGUGGAGACAUCGAGUCGCGGCUCGAAGGGGAGCUGGUCCCGUGUCCGCUGGCUGAGGAGAACGAGUUCAUUCUCUACGCCACCCGCUACUCCAUCCACCGCUACGACCUGGCGUCAGGCGUCAGCGAGGAGCUGCCCCUGGCCGGGCUGCGCGGGGCUGUCGCCCUGGACUUCGACUACGACCACAACUGCUUGUACUGGGCCGACGUCACUCUGGACAUCAUACAGCGUCUUUGUCUCAACGGCAGCUCUGGGCAAGAAAUAAUCAUAAGCACUGGGCUGGAAACAGUGGAAGCUUUGGCCUUUGAACCUCUCAGUCAAUUGCUGUACUGGGUUAAUGCCGGGAUUCCCAAAAUUGAGGUUGCCAAUCCAGACGGAGACUUGCGACUCACCGUCCUCAAUUCCUCCAUACUUGAACGACCCAGAGCCCUCGCUCUGGUUCCCCAAGACGGGUUGAUGUUCUGGACAGACUGGGGAAACUCCAGAGCUGGCAUUUACAGAAGCGACAUGGACGGCUCAUCGGCCGGGUGCAUCGUUUCGGAGGGCGUGCGCUGGCCAAAUGGCAUUUCUGUGGAUGACCACUGGAUCUACUGGACCGAAGCCUACAUGGACAGGAUUGAGAGAGUCGAUUUCAACGGACUGCAGAGAUCUGUGAUCCUGGACAGCCUCCCUCACCCCUACGCUAUUGCUGUAUUUAAGAAUGAAAUCUACUGGAACGACUGGUCACAGCUGAGCAUUUUCAGGGCGUCCAAAAAUAGCGGCUCAAAAAUGGAGAUCUUAGUCGGCCGAUUAAAUGGCAUCAUGGAUAUGAAGAUCUUUUACAGAGGAAAGACAACAGGGGAGAACGCCUGCAUCGCCAAGCCCUGCAGCCUGCUCUGCCUGCCCAAGUCGAACCACGGCCGGAGCUGCAAGUGCCCCGAGGGGGUGUCCAGCACCCUGCUGCCCACGGGGGAGGUCAAGUGCGACUGUCCUCACGGCUACGUCAUCAAGAACAACACUUGCGUAAAGGAAGAAAACACGUGUCUGCCGAACCAGUACAGAUGCUUCAAUGGGAACUGCAUCAACAGCAUUUGGCAGUGUGACAACGACAAUGACUGCGAGGACAAGAGCGAUGAGAAGAACUGCCCCACCACCGUGUGCGACGCUGAGAACCAGUUCCGCUGCCAGGGCUCGGGGACCUGCAUUCCGCUGUCCUACAAAUGCGACCUGGAGGAUGACUGUGGGGACAACAGCGAUGAAAGUCACUGUGAGGCUCACCAGUGUAGAAGCGAUGAAUUCAGCUGCAGCUCCGGGAUGUGCAUUCGUCUUUCCUGGAAGUGUGACGGUGAUAAUGAUUGCAGGGACUGGUCUGAUGAGGUGAACUGCACUGCAGUAUCCCACACCUGUGAGGCCUCCAGCUUCCAGUGCCAGAACGGCCACUGCAUCCCGCAGCGCUGGGCCUGCGAUGGCGACACCGACUGCCAGGAUGGCUCCGACGAGGACCCCGCAAGCUGUGAAAAAAAGUGCAACGGCUUCCAGUGCCCGAACGGCACUUGCAUCCCGACCAGCAAACACUGUGACGGCAUCAACGACUGUGCCGACACCUCGGACGAGCAGCAUUGUGAGCCCCUCUGCACCCGCUACAUGGAUUUCGUGUGCAAGAACCGGCAGCAGUGCUUGUUUCACUCCAUGGUGUGCGAUGGCAUCAUCCAGUGUCAAGACGGAUCGGAUGAAGAUGCCAACUAUGCUGGCUGCUCCCAGGACCCCGAGUUCCACCGGACCUGCGACCAGUUCAGCUUCCAGUGCCAGAACGGCGUGUGCAUCAGCCUGGUGUGGAAGUGCGAUGGGAUGGAUGACUGUGGUGACUACUCUGACGAAGCAAACUGUGAAAACCCGACAGAGGCCCCAAACUGCUCCCGGUACGACCAGUUCCAGUGUGGGCACGGGCACUGCAUCCCCAGCCGGUGGAAGUGCGACGAGGAGAACGACUGCGGGGACUGGUCUGACGAGAAGGACUGCGAGGGUUCUCCAGUUCAUCCCAUCACCACAUCGAUGCCGCUGACGUGUUUGCCUAAUCACUUCCAUUGCAACAGCGGCGCCUGCAUCACGAACAGCUGGGUCUGCGACGGCUACAAGGACUGCGCCGACGGCUCCGACGAGGAAGCCUGCCCCACUUCACGGCCCAACGUGACGGCCACUUCGCCGGCGCUCCCGGGACGCUGCAGCAGGUUCGAGUUCGAGUGCCAGCAGCUGCACAAGUGCAUCCCCAACUGGAAGCGCUGCGACGGCCGGCGGGACUGCCAGGACGGCACGGACGAGAGGAACUGCCCUACUCACAGCACCCUGUCGUGCCCUAACGGUUAUAAAUGCGAGGAUGGAGAGGCCUGCAUUAUGGUGAGUGAGCGGUGCGAUGGAUAUCUGGACUGUUCCGACAGCAGCGAUGAGAGAAACUGUACCGAUGACACGAUCGUGUACAAAGUCCAGAACCUCCAGUGGACGGCCGAUUUCUCUGGCGACGUCACUCUGACGUGGGCUCGGCCAAAAAGGAUGUCCUCGACCUCCUGUGUCUACAACAUCUAUUACAGAACGGUCGGCGAAAGCAUUUGGAAGGUUUUGGAAACCCACAGCAAAAAAACAAACAGCGUUUUGAAAGUCCUCAAGCCCGACUGUACCUAUCAGGUCAAAGUCCAAGUACAGUGUCUCAGCCGAGUCUACAACACCAACGACUUCAUCACCCUCCGGACGCCCGAAGGAUUGCCAGAUGCUCCCUUGAACCUUCAGCUCUCCCUGAAGAAAGAAGCUGAGGGUGUCGUGAUGGGCUGCUGGAGUCCCCCUGUAAACGCCCACGGCCUCAUACGGGAGUUUAUUGUGGAAUACAGCAGCAGCGGAUCCAAGGAGUGGUCAUCCCUUCGAACCACCAGGAACUACACUGAGAUCACGAACUUACAGCUCAACACAUUAUACACUGUUAGAGUCGCUGCGGUAACUAGUCGAGGAGUGGGAAACUGGAGCGACUCCAAAUCCAUAACCACCAUAAAAGGCAAAGUCAUUCCUCCACCUGUCAUACACAUUGAGAGCUACAGCGAGGACUCCAUAAGUUUCAGCCUAAAAAUGACUACUAAUAUCAAGGUCAGCGGUUACGUGGUGAAUAUCUACUGGACAUUCGAUACGCAUCGGCAGGAAAAAAGGACUCUGAUCAUAGAAGGAGAAAAGUCCAUCCAAAAAGUGACAAAUUUGACAGCGCACACCCCCUAUGAAAUUUCUGCCUGGGCUAAGACGGAGCUGGGUGACAGCCCUCUGUCUUUUGUCCACGUGGUGACCGGAGGGACAAGACCAGCGUCGCCAAGUCUCAAAGCCAAGGCCAUCAACCAGACGGCGGUGGAGUGCAGCUGGACGGGACCGAGGAACGUCGUCUAUGGCAUCUUCUACGCCACAUCUUUCCUAGAGCUGUACAGAAGUCCUCACAACACCACCACAGCCUCCCACAACAUCACUAUGAUCGUGCAGCGGGAUGAGCAGUACCUGUUUCUGGUCCGUGUGAUGUCUCCCUACCAAGGGCCGCCAUCUGACUACGUUGUGGUGAAGAUGAUCCCCGACAACCGGCUUCCCCCUCGGCACCUCCACUCGGUGCACACCGGAAAGACGUUCGCCGUCAUUAAGUGGGAAUCGCCCUAUGAUUCGCCUGACCAGGACAUGUUAUACGCUGUCGCAGUUAAAGAUUUAGUCAGAAAAACAGAUAAAAUCUACAAAGUGAAAACCCGCAACAGCACGGUGGAGUACACCAUAAAGAAACUCGAACCGGGAGGCAAAUACCACGUGAUUGUUCAGCUGGGGAAUAUGAGCAAAGAAUCCAGCUUGAAGAUCAACGCAGUUCCACUGUCUGCGCCAGACGCCUUAAAAAUCAUAACAGAAAACGACCAUAUUUUGCUUUUUUGGAAGAGUUUGGCGUUAAAGGAAAGUAAUUUCAAUGAAAGCCGGGGCUACGAGAUUCAUAUGUUUGACAGCUUGAUGAACAUGACGGCUUAUCUUGGCAACACCACGGAAAACUUCUUCAAAGUUUCCAACCUGAAGAUAGGCCACAACUAUUCGUUCACCGUUCAGGCCAGGUGUCUGUACAGCGGGCAGAUGUGCGGCGAACCGGCCACGCUUCUCUACGAUGAGCUUGGAACUGGGGAAAGCUCCUCUGCAUCGGCAGCCAGCAGAUCCACCGACGUGGCUGCCAUCGUGGUGCCGGUGCUCUUCCUGCUGCUGGUGACGCUGGGGAUCGGUUUCGUGGUGCUGUACAUGAGGCACCGGCGACUGCAGAACAGCUUCACUGCCUUCGCCAACAGCCACUACAGCUCCCGCCUGGGUUCGGCCAUAUUCUCCUCGGGAGACGAUUUAGGAGAUGAGGAUGACGAAGCCCCGAUGAUAACUGGAUUUUCAGAUGAUGUUCCUAUGGUCAUCGCAUGAAGCGUGUUUCUGACUGUACAAGCCAAAUGGUGUAAAUAUUUUGUUUGAUAAAAAUAGUUGAUGGUUUAUUUUAAAAAUGCACUUUGAGUUGCAAUAUGUUAUUUUUAUAUGGGCCAAAAACAAUUUAAAAAAUACACUUUGUAGUAAUCAACUGUGAAUUGCAGACUAGGUUGGUUUAGUAACAAAUUGCUUUGAUUUAACAUUGAUUUAGUCUUACAAGGCUAUGCUUGCUGGGCAUGCUUUUAAGUCUGUGAGAUAUUUUCCGUUGACUAAAUUGGCUACUCAUUUUAUUUUUCUAAGACAAUAAUAAAUUUAUUUUAAAAAAUUUCAGGAGAUUAUAUAUGUAGAGAGAGAGAUAAGUAAUAUAGUCCCUGAAGGUUUUGCUUCUACUUUAAAAAAAAAUCCUUUGUACUUUGUUUUAUAUGAAAGUAUUUUUGUUGUGUUAAUUUAUUGGGAAAUCUGCUUGAGAACAGAUUUCCAGCGUCGUCAGACAUUGUACACAUUAUUGUGUAGAACAUGUGCCACUUUAUCUUGCAAGGCAGUAGCAUCUUGGCAUCCCCAUCAUUGUUCUUGCCAUAAUAAACCCCUUUAUUUUUACAUCUAUUUUCCCCCCAACCCCAGAGCGAUGACACGAGUGGGUGUUCACGGGUCACGCCUGUCUAGGCUCUAUAUAUGCAAAGCUUCGCACCACUAAAAUACAGCACACUGUCUCAUCACACUGUUUCCUUUGUUUAAACCAAAAGUAUUUUUGCUGUGUAAAGUAAGUUCUAAUUGCAGUCUUCCUACAGAUGAACUGAGAGGCCAACUAUGUUUUGAUACAUGACUGAUCCAUUUAAUUUCACAUAUAAAAUAUGUAUACAAAGUUGAAAUGCUGUAUGGUUUGAUACUCUAUAGAAAUACUAACUCUAUUUUCAAUUACUAGUGUUCUCAUUCCCGGUGACAGUUUUUUCCCUCAAAGCUGGGACCAAACUUUAUUCACAUUUUUAUAAGUAGCAGCAAGCUUGCAGAGUUGCAUUAUUUUUAUCUUCUUAGUGGGUCAGGUGCUGUCCAGGGGUAAAAGUUUUGAGUGAAUCAACCCAGCAUGUAUAGAUCAAUUUGUCCAGAAUUACCGCUACAUAGAGAGACCAGAAUCUGACCCAGAGGCUAAACUAUUCCAAAGACUUGAAUCUAAAGAUUUGAUACAGCAAAGAAAGCCUGAAAUCAGAGCAUUGAACCCCCUCUUUAUUAAGCAAAGCAGCUUCACAGGGCUAGUGUGUUUUAUACAGAGAGAAGUCUAAGCCCCACGUGGGGACUGAGCAGGACAGAUGCAGUUCUGGGUAAAUUGUAUAUUUUUAUGUACUUUUGAAGCACGGAAUCUUGUUCACACGGGGCGGGAGGGUUCUGGUGUAAAUACGGUACGUGGAUGUGGAUGCAUAUUUUUGUUCUGGUUUUGUUUCAGUAGCCUUAUGCAAUGUGACAUGCCUCUUGACCCUAACUUUUGGGAAGAGACGUGGGUUUACCUCAUAGCAACCCAGGGAAACCUCUGGAAAUCUCAUUUUCCGAAACAACUUUAAAGUCUCUUUCAAAUGGACUUCAGAAGGGAAAUGGGGCAAUUUAGUUUCUCUUGGACCCAGAAAGCACCUUCAUUACUGGAACUAGCUAUAACGUCUAUAAUUAAUCCUCCAAAAGAGGCAGCAGUCUACAAGCAGCCAGUCUAAUGAGUUUUCUAGAGGUAGUGUCAACGUCUAAUCUGGUUCCUUAAGUGAAGUUUAAUAGCAUACCAUUUAAAUUGCUACCCUGUGUCAUUUUAUUUUGAUUCACUGAUUUCUGCUAUGUUAUUAUUGCACAAUUUUGAAGGAAUUUUUGUCUGUCUUUUUUUUCCCCCCCACUUAAUGGUAAUAAUAAAAAUGGACUGGGUAAACAAA